UCCCUUUCCCUUUGGCAGCCAGCCAGCCAGCCGGAUUGCUAAAAUCUUCCUCUCUGCAGCUAGACGCAAAACUAUAACUUACCACCAUCCAAACCCUAAUAAUCAAUAAUCUCACCACUUAAACCACCACCGCCGCCAUGGACGACCCCCGAGCCAACGGCAAAUCCACUUAUGAGCACGACCACGACCACGUUUACAAAAAACCAAAGCUCUCUUCCUUCAUAACCGAAUCCGAAAUCCGACAAGAAUUCGGCCACCACCAACCUGGAAUAGCCCGAAUCAACAACGGCAGCUUCGGGAGCUGCCCGGCCUCCAUAAUUGCAGCCCAGAAGCGUUGGCAGCUCAAAUUCCUCCAACAACCUGACCACUUCUUCUUUAACCUCCUUCAGAAACGCAUCCUCCAUUCGCGUACCCUAAUCAAGAACCUCAUCAAUGCCGACGACGUCUCCGAAGUCUCCCUUGUGGACAACGCCACCACUGCCGCCGCCAUCGUCCUCCAAAAUAUCGGCUGGGCAUUCGCCCAAGGUCGAUUUCAGAGGGGCGAUGCCGUCGUCAUGCUCCACUGCGCCUUCCAAGCCGUGAAAAAAUCAAUCGAGGCCUACGUCACUCGCGCUGGUGGGUCCGUAAUCGUCGUCCGAUUGCCAUUUCCUGUUAAUUCAAACGAAGAAGUAAUCGCCGAGUUCAAAAAAGGCUUGGCCAAAGGUAAAGCCAAUGGUAGAAAUGUUAGGUUAGCCAUAAUUGAUCACAUAACGUCAAUGCCAUGUGUCGUGAUUCCCGUACGUGAAUUGGUAGAUAUCUGCAGAGAAGAAGGUGUUGACAAAGUGUUUGUCGAUGCUGCCCAUGCAAUUGGUAGUGUUCAUGUUGACGUGAAAGAGAUUGGGGCUGAUUUUUAUGUCAGUAAUUUGCAUAAAUGGUUUUUCUGUCCACCUUCCGUAGCAUUUUUGUAUUGUCGCCAAUCGCCUAUCUCGCACGACUUGCAUCACCCUGUGGUCUCACAUGAAUAUGGGAAUGGAUUGGCCAUAGAAAGUUCGUGGAUAGGGACACGGGACUAUAGCUCGCAGCUUGUUGUUCCUGAGGUUUUUGAUUUUAUUAGUGGCUUUGAAGGUGGUAUUGAGGGAAUUAGGAAAAAGAAUCAUGAUGCUGUUGUAGAAAUGGGACAAAUGCUAGCCAAUGCCUGGGGAACGAAUCUUGGGUCGCCUCCUGAAAUGUGUCCGAGUAUGAUUAUGGUUGGUUUGCCUGCAAGUUUAGGGAUUUUAAGUGAUGAGGAUGCUUUAUGUUUGAGGACUCAUUUGCGGGAUUGUUUUGGAGUCGAAGUUCCUAUACAUUAUCAGGCACCGAAAGAUGGCGAGGUUGGAACUAGGGAUUGGGAUGGUUGUACAACAGGAUAUGCCCGGAUUUCUCAUCAAGUUUACAACACGGUUGAUGAUUAUGUCAAGUUUAGGGAUGCAAUUAAUCAACUUGUCCAAAAUGGCUUAACUUCCAAGAUGCUUUCUCGCAAAAUAACAAGCCAGUUAACAGACUAGUGGAGGAGUCUUCCAUGGAGUAACUCCAUAUUUAUCCUAAUUCCAGAUGCCUGUGGCUCGUUUCCUUUUCUAAACAAUUGAAUUCCGAAUUUUGUGGUACGUAUUUGCUGAAGAAGCUAUGGAAGCUUUACCACAGAAGCAUAACGGUCUUUUAGUUGCUUUACUAGCAUCAUGUGAGGCCCUGCUUAUAUAUGUCUCAAAUGAUUGCCGGUGAAAUAAACUUGUAAAUGUUGUGAUUCAGCAAUUCAAGAAAUUUCUACUGAAGCAGAAUUUUCUGCCUCGUUGCUCUGGGUCGUUUGUUCAUGUUCAACGAGUUUCUGCUGAAUUCGAAUUCCCUUGGAAGAUUACACAUACUUUUCUGUAUGUUACAUAGUCUUUUUGUUGCUACUUCCACCAAAUCUUAAGCCGAGAAGGUUGAAAAUGGAUCUGUGUGAUUCCAACAUGUUGACAAAAGGCUGCAUGAAUUUUUUCUUUGCAUGUAGAUCGAUCCAGCACAAAAUGGUUG
Molecule: messenger RNA, 2028 nt
Organism: Ilex paraguariensis (yerba mate)
Lineage: Eukaryota; Viridiplantae; Streptophyta; Magnoliopsida; Aquifoliales; Aquifoliaceae
Source: the annotation of a GenBank genome assembly